Molecule: messenger RNA, 828 nt
Organism: Lycium ferocissimum
Lineage: Eukaryota; Viridiplantae; Streptophyta; Magnoliopsida; Solanales; Solanaceae
Exons: 3
Coding region: 1-828 (275 amino acids)
Source: RefSeq, a predicted model, not a curated record
AUGUGUCCUAAGCCUUGUAAUACUGUGACUCUUCGAAAUGGGAGAGAACUAGAGGAAGUAGCUCCGAAGAAAACCAGUCGAGUAGAAGCUGAAAAAGAGAAGAUUACCGAGGAGAUGAUUGAAGAAGAGAGGGUAGUCAAGACACCAGGAGAAAAGCAUCCACAGCCCGUGGUUGCAAAGCCACCACCUCCAUUCCCUCAACGUUUGGCAAGACAGAAAGAAGAGGCUACUUAUAAGAAGUUUCUUGAUUUGCUUAAGCAGGUUAUUCCAAAGUAUGCUAAGUACAUCAAAGAUAUUAUUGCAAACAAGAGUCGAUUCACAGAGUAUGCCACUGUUGCACUUAUUGAGGAGUGCAUUUUGCGAAUUCAAAACAGGUUGCCCACUAAAUUGAAGGAUCCCGAAAGUUUCACGGUUGAGAUUUCUAUUGGGAAGAAGCUAGGUUUGGGAGUACCCAGACCAACCACUAUAGUUCUUCAGCUGGCAGACAGAUCGUUAACAAAACCUGAAGGCAUUAUUGAAGAUGUAUUGGUGCAAGUGGGGUUGUUUCUAAUUCAUGCAGACUUCAUGAUUUUGGACUUCGAGCCAGACCCGGAAGUCCCAUUUAUUUUGGGGCAUCCAUUCUUGGCCACAGGGAGAGCACUUAUUGAUAUAGCUGCUGGACAGCUCACCUUGAGAGUACAUGAUAAAGUUGAGGUCUUCAAUGUAUACCAAGCUCUGAAGAUGCCUGCAAUCUAUGAGGAGCUGUCCGCCAUUACUGUUCUGAAUGAUGAUACACGAAGGCCACUUAUCACUUCUCAUGACCCAUUGGAGGGAGCUGUUACACCUUGA